Molecule: messenger RNA, 3071 nt
Organism: Paramecium sonneborni
Lineage: Eukaryota; Ciliophora; Oligohymenophorea; Peniculida; Parameciidae
Source: the annotation of a GenBank genome assembly
AUAAGGAUGAGUGAUUAAGAAUAUGGAGAAGAUUACGAAAAUGAGGAGUAAAAUCAAUAAAUUAUUCAAAAGAUAGCAAAAUGAAUAGGAAAAUGAGGAGUAGAAUGAAAAUUUGGAUAAAUCUAAUAAUAAAUAAUCAUAACUUAAUAAUGAAGAGGAGGAGAAUAAUGAGUAGUAAUAAAAUAUAUUAAAUUAUUAAGGGAGAAUAAUAAUGAUGGAGAUGAUGAAAAUUAAGAUAAUAAUGAAUAGGAUUAAUAAGAAGAUUAAGAGAGAGAAGAAGAAAAUGAGGGAUAGAAAGAAGAAAAUUAAUAAGUUGAUAAUAUAGAGAAAUCUUAAUAAAAUUAGGAAGAACAAGAUUAGGAGGUUGAAGAAAGUCAAUAUGAAUAAUCAAUGGUAAAAUGAUAAAUAAUUAAUUAAGUAAACUGAAAAGAAUGUAAAUUUAGAGAGUAUAGAUGCAGUAUCUGUAAAGAUAGCAAAAGAAGAAAAAGGAGUAUAAAAAAAAGGAGUUAAAAAGACAGGAAAGAUAUCAAAUUAAUAAGAGAUGGUUAAUUAACUAAUGAAAAAACACAAGGAAAAACAAUAGAAAAUGCAAAAAAGAGAAGAUGAAAUAUAUAUUUAGGAGAAAAUAGAAAAGUAAUAACCAAAACCUUAAAUAAAACAGAAAGUAGUUACUAAAUAGAAAUUGACAUUUGAUAAAUAAACAAAAGCUAAACUAGAAGAUCCAUAAUUAAAUAAUCAAUAGAAAGCAGCGAUUUUAACUAAAGAUUUAGGGAAAAAGUUAAGUGUUUAAGUAGUAGUUAAGGAUAAUCCAAAAUGUAUAAUAUAAAUAUUUGAUUUAAAUAGAAAUUGAAAUAAAGAAACCAGGAAAAGGAAGUGAAGCAAAGCCUAAGAAGAAUUUGUUUGAUGUUAGAAUAGGGGCAGGAAUUAAAUCUAAAUUAGAUAUUGAUGCAGAUGAUAAAUCUUAAAGAGAUAAAGAAAAAGAACGUACUGCUUUUGUAGAAUAGAAAAAAAGAGAAAAAGAAUAAGCAAUAAAAUUUUAAUAAGAAUAAGAUGAAUUAUUAAAAAUAAAGUAGAAUAAUAUCAGAAAAGCAUAAGAGAAGGCCUUAGAAAAAGAUAAUAAAGUACUUCAAGUAAAUACUGAAAAGUAAUAAGAAAUAAAAUAAGUUUAUGAAGCAAAAAGAAAGGAAUUAAUUAAAGAGAAAGAAGAAGAUAAUAAGGAUUAGAUGAAAAAAGAUUUAGAUAUUUUAAGAGCUCUUAGAAAGGAAUAUUAAUUAUUAAAUGACGAAGUGAAGAAUUAAGAAAUGAGAAUAAAAGAAUUAGACAAACAGAUAGAAUUAGAGAGUAGAAAAGAAAAUGUAAUUUAAAUCAAUGGAGAGUAUUAAAGUUUAAGAAAGAUAAGACUUAAAUAAGGAUUGGAUGAUUUAAAAACUGAAUUAAUAAGUGAAGCAUAAUCUUAAGUAUUAGGAGUAGAUAAUAUUUCUGAACCUGAUAUAGCAUUAAAAGUAGCAAAUUAAAUUGCGAAAAAUGAUUUAAAAUUAAAUGAUGCUUAUGCUUUAUUAGAUGAAGAUAAAGAUGGAGUAUUAACUAUUAAAGAAAUAUAAAAUAAUAUUUGUAGACUUAAGUAUUUAUAUCCUUAUUUAUUUAGUUUAAAUAUUAAAUAAUCAGAAAUAUAAUAAUUGAUUCAAAUGUUGGAUUAAAAUAGUGAUGGUGUUCUUACAGAAUAAGAAUUUAUUACAUUUCUUACUCCAGGACUAGAGAAUCAAAAAUAAUAUAUUAAAAUUAUGGGAGAUAUUAAAGAUAUUUUAAAUCCAAUCAUACUGGAAGAAAGAAGAUUACAUUUAAAAUAUUUAUAGAAAUAUAUUUAAAAAGAGAUUGAAGAUGAAAAUAAAAAGGAAAGAGAAUCUAAGCCAAAGUAUGAUAAAUUAAUCAAAAAACUUAAAAAAAUAGAAAAACUAAUUGAAUCUUUAAAAGGAACAACAUCUGAUAAAGGGAAAGUUAAAUAAUAAUGUGAUUAAUUAAGACAAGAAUUAAGAUUAAUUCAAGAUAAAAGAAAUAAAGUUGUUGCUGAAUUAGAUGAUAAAAAAUAGAUGAUUAAAGAAAAUAUAGAUUAAUUAAUGAAAGAUCUUGGGGAUCGAUGUUAAGAAGUAUUAUUGAUUAAAGAAAAAUUUAAUUAAGUGCAAACAUAAAAUCAAAGAUUAUAAUUGAAAUUGCUAUCUAUGGAAUAAAUGAAAAAUAAAUAUAAAAAAGAAUUGAAAAUUAAAAAUGAAAUUGAAAUACAAGGAGGAUAAAAAUAGAAUAUUCUCUAAUAAUUAAUACUAAAUAAGGAGAAGAUAGAAUAAUAGUAAGAUGAAAAAGAAUUACAGAAAAUGCAUUAUGUGAUAAUUGUAUAAAAAUGUACAAGAGGAUUUUUAAUGAAAAAAAGAUUAACCAGAAAAUUAACUGGUUUAAAAGGUUGUGCAAAAGCUUUACUAACAUUUUUUGAAAAAAAAUAAAGAAAUUAUAAAAAAUAAUGUCUUAAUUUGUUAGAAGAUUUUGUAAAAUAAUAAAAGAAAUAUGAAUUAGAAAGAAAAGAGUAGGAACUUUUAAAACAAUAAGAAUUAUAAAAGAAAAAGUUAAAAGAUAAAAAAGCAAAUAAAGUAGAAAGAUUUAUAUCUUAACAAUUUAUGAGUAUGAAAAGUGAAGAGAAAUUAAAUAAUUAAGAAUAAAUGCUUUAAAUUAUACCAAAAAUUAUUUUAAUAUAAAAGAUUUUUAGAAGAAAUAAAAGAGGAAUUCCUAUUACAAAUUAAGCCAUAAAUGUUAGUUUCGGAUUAGGUUACAGUGAGAACUGCUAAAUUUGCAAAACAGAUUUAGCAGAAUUGAUUUGCAAACAAUGUGAAAAACCAAUCUAAUGUGACAGUUGCUUUAAAUUAAGUCAUAAAAAUUACAAAAGAAGAAACCAUGAAUUUUACUUGCUUAUAAAAAGUAAAUUCAGAGAUGCCAGUGGUAUGUAUAUAUAAAAUAUUAUAGAAAAAAUAGAAAAUAGAAACCUUGAAUAUUAGAAUGUAAGUGAUGAAGUAUUAUCAAACAAAUGA